This is a messenger RNA of Heterobasidion irregulare TC 32-1, 3456 nucleotides long. RefSeq lists its product as uncharacterized. NCBI's taxonomy places the organism in Eukaryota, Fungi, Basidiomycota, Agaricomycetes, Russulales, Bondarzewiaceae. Bases 1 to 3456 code for a protein of 1151 amino acids. The transcript is spliced from 6 exons. The record is from RefSeq and is a predicted model, not a curated record. Gene Ontology annotation, biological process: phosphorelay signal transduction system.
AUGGACCAGGCCGUCCCUCCUUCGCUUCCCCGGCUUUCGCGCGCCUUCUCCGUCCCCUUGCCCUCUCAGAUUGGAUAUCUGAAAAAUCCACGCAGGGCUCUCUUGCACUCGGGCACCGGCCCUCCUACGCCCAUUCUCGAGGACUCUCCCGAAGUGGCUCAGCUCCAUGAGCUCUCUCUGGAACUCGCCGACCAUGUACAGAUGGUCAUUCAGACUCUCCUCCAGCUCUCUCCACCUCAGGUCUUCGACCCCGCCAAGGAGCAAUUCUCUGCAUGUUCACUUCCAAUCCCUACCCCUUCGAUUACUGCUAUGUUCACGUCAAUGAAGAAUCUAAAUUAUAUGUCGGCUAACAUGGCUGCCUUUAACACAACACCAACGAGCUCACAGAACGGAGAACCGAGCUCGUGUGUGCGUUCUCCUACUGUUCUAUCCCGCGAAUAUACGACGCAUGAUUUCGAUAUUGGAGAAACGCUCCAGAGUGUCGGAGACACCCUCAGUGGCUUGGCCGCCGACGUCGGCGUGGACCUCGUUCUCUUUCACGGUGACUUGGGCAUGAAGCAUGUCGCCGUCAAGGGGGACGAGAGUGGCAUUUCUUAUACCCUUUCACAUAUUGUCCGACAAAUUCUUGCAACAGCACAUCGAGGCGACUCUCUCGAGAUCGGCCUAUUCAUUGUCGCACCUUUGUCCGAGGUCGAGGUGCCUACGGAUGCCACUGAAUCGGCAAGCCCGAUCUCACUCUCCCCUGACCCCACCAUGCCCCUUGUAUGCACUUUCACCAUCACACAUGUUUUUGCGCCUCCGCCCUCGCCACGCAUAGGCUAUUCUGGUACUCGUGAUCAAGCUUCUCCACUUCGCUCUGAACCCUUUUUGAGAUCUAAUAUCCUUUUGCGUCUCCUUCGACAUACCGACGCCAAGUUUGCUUGUGAAAUGUCUAAAACGACCGCUGCAGGUCGGUCGUGCAAGCUCUCCUUCACGUUAGAGCGCGGGUCACCGGCCGUCGUCAAUCCAGCCGUCAUCCUCUCUGAGGAUGAUCCCGUCCUUCAAUCGCUGCCUGGCUUCAAUAUUGCGGGAGAACCGACGUUGGAGGAGCUUGCGCAGUUCGUAGAGACGCUUCGGGGGAAGAAGGUCUCGUUGUAUGCGAGUUCCAAGGGCCAGUUUGCGCAGCAUCUCACGAGUUAUCUGACCGCGUGGGGCCUGGAUGUCAGUCCCAUCUCUUCAGAGUCGGAAGGCGAAAAUAUGCCGGACAAGUCGAUAUUGUCGGACAGCCUAGCAGACACAUCGCCCCCCGCCCCUGAAGCAUCUUUUGGCACUGCGCCGACGCUCGACGGCCUUUCAGAGCAGUCUAACGGUUCCAUUCUUCCCACUACGUCCGGCGCGUCACCUGCACCGUCGCCACCAUCGUUUAUCUUGAUAGACGACGACGUUUCCGUUUUGCGAGAACAAUUACGGAACUUGCUUGCCGAGCAGCAGUACCCCCUCCACAUUGGUUCGCGCAAACGACCCUCUCUGGCUGCUCACCAUCGCCCACGAUCCUCGCCCCAGGUCGUUCGAGCUAUGGGUUUAGGUAUGACGCCGAUGGCACCUGCUUCAAGGACUGCCAGCGUGAUCGUCCAUUUCACGAGUCUGGCCAACUUCAAGCUCGUCAAGGGAGUAUUGCAGACCGUGCUCGCUCCGAACGGCAGCUCGGCCGCGCGGAUGCCUGAGGUCAUCGUCAUUCCAAAGCCUGCGGGUCCAAGACGCGUUUUGACAGCGCUUCACACGGCCGCCACGAAACCUGUCGUCGACCCCUUCUUUUCUCCGAUCGCGACCUCUCCGAUGAGUCCGGGCCUGCACCCGCCCGCCUCUUUCUUUCCCCAGACAUCCAGUCCGAAAUCCCCCGUCGGGCGUCCAACGAGCAGUCCGCGCAGUACUUCCGAACGCUCCGCUAGAUCCCCCAAGGAGCAUCCUGUCGAUGGGUUUGGCGCAGCCCCGCCUUCGCCCCUUGGGUUGUCUGAGGGCAUGGACUAUUUUUCCGAGGCAGCGGUCAAGAUGGGCACUUCCCCAUCGUCCGGGCUUGUCAUCCAGAGCCCCGACGGCCAACCUGCAGGCAUUUUCUUUCAUCCCCGCCCGAAGACCCGCGGCUCACGUAUCGCCGCCAUUAGCGCGGAGAAUGCGCAAUUCGUGACGCUGGGCGACGGACCGUAUCGCCGGGCGUCUGAUGUCGACGACUUGAGCAAGGGAAGGUAUCAGUUUCUAGUUCCUCCAGGCACUUCGGGUGCGGGGUUAUCACGCCGAAGCUCGAAAACAGCGGUCACGAUUGAUCUUGGCUCCCCCGAGGGCAAAGACACUCACAGUGGCGUUACGUUGAAAGGGAAGGCUCCAUUGGAUUCCCCAGUUCCUGCGCACGCCGACAUGCCACAGUCCAUGCAGAGCAUCAUUACUCCUUUGCUUUCUCCUUCCCCGACCGAUUUGCCACGGCCACCACCCGCGCCUCGCGCGACCGCCAGGCGGCUCACGCUUGACAGCAAGGCGCCAACCCCGGCGGCUGCAGGAACCACAAAGGGCAAACCAGGGGACUCGAACAUCGUCCCGCCCAUCAGUGUGCUCGUGGUCGAUGACAACCCCAUCAACCAGACCAUUUUGUCCACGUUUAUGAAAAAGAAGAGGAUCAAAUACGACGUCGCGAAGAAUGGAGAAGAGGCUGUGCAAAAGUGGAAGAGCGGAAGGUUCCACUUAAUCCUGAUGGACAUCCAGAUGCCUGUCAUGGACGGAAUCUCCGCGACGAAGGAAAUUCGGCGGCUCGAAAAGUUGAAUGCUUCUCAGGGGUACCCUUCAACGCCACAAUCGGAUGGACAGCGCACACCAUCCGAAGCACCAUCUUCCGACUCCCGGAUGUCGACAAGCCCAUAUAGGUCUUCUGUCAUUAUUGUCGCCCUCACGGCCUCGUCCUUGCAGAGCGAUCGUGUGGCCGCACUAGCGGCCGGGUGCAACGAUUUCUUGACGAAGCCGGUGUCGCUGGUAUGGCUCAACAGCAAGAUCAUCGAAUGGGGAUCCAUUAAAGCACUGCAGAUGUGGGCAGACAUCCGGCCAGAAGUCGUCAAGACGAUUUCCACAGGGCAGACCAAGCAGGCGGAAAACGUCGCUCGCAGGCUGCAUGUACCGGAGGGCCGGGCCUCGCCUUCUGCCUCACCCAGUCGCUCGUCGUCACAGACCAGAACGCCUGCACCUGCUGCCACUCACAUGCCGACCUCGGCACCUGGUCCUUCAAUCCUCAACCCGGGCAAGGGACACACACGGCUUAAGCCCCUCACCGUGGAAUCGCCUGUCGUCCAGUCCCCUCUUUCUGCGUCUUCCGAAGGUGAGAGUACGUUCCGUUCCGUUUCCGUCUACGCGUAUACUCAUGAACCUUCAUUUGCGCGUUCAUGUGCUCUAGCUUCCAUCGCAACAUUGACACCACGCGCUGCUGGUACAUUCUAG